GAAUGUAGCCAUCAUUGAGUCGUACCAUAACCUCGAUUCCUCGUUGAGGAAGGCAGCGACUCGCAGCGGCGACUUCGGUACUAAUGGAAAUAACGGGUCUACAGUGUCACAAAGAGGCAGGCGAUAUCGCUUGUAAAAGUAUAACGGGUCUAAACUUCUGCUUCAGUUCCAGCAUAGUUAAAAGGUUAAGCUCGCAUCGAUCCUUGCAUUUUGAUUGUCAUCAGGUGGACACCCACCCGUCACGGUCGUUGUUUCCAUUUAUUCUCGAGAUCGCAACAUAUCCGAAAUACAGAAUGGUGUGCGUUCCAUGCUUUGCCAUUCCAAUAUUCCUGAUAAUAUGGAGAUUCCUACUACAACCAUUAUUGCUCAAAUUAUGGCAAUUAAAGAAUCGAGGGGAAGAGGCCAAGGAGGAUCAACCAUGUCCAGAUUUAGUGAAAGAAUGUAAAAAUGGGACAUGCACCUUAUCCUGGAAAGAUAAUCGAGAUACCAUAAAAAAGGACGAUUGAAUCUUUCUUUGUUCCACUGGAAGAUAUGGAUUGUGUGUAAUCAAUAUAGAUUGCUUUAAUUUUUAUAUUUGAUCGUGUUGUUACAGGCUUUGGAAAGUCUGAUUGUUUAAUAUUCAAAUUAUCUUUUUAUUGUACGUAUAUAUGUAUAUAUAGAGGAAAAAUGGAGUAACAAAAAUAUAGCUCCUCUAGUAUCACUUAAAUCUUGUUUUAGAAAAAAUUCUUCUAAAAAAUCAAUAUUUAUAUUAUCUUAAAUAAUAAGCUCUAUAGUGACUCAUUUUUGAAGCUAUAAAUUCUAAGGAAAUGCAUGAAAAUAUUUAAUGAGGUAAAGCUCUUAUUAAUACAAGUGUCAUUUAUUUAUAAAUUGUUUGAUCAGAAUAUUCAGAAUGAAAUAAUCGUUAUGAAUUUUGCAGAAAUCUCUACACAUAAUUAGUGUACUGACAGUUGACAAUAUAUUUGAUCUACAAUAUAUAUAUAUAUAUAUAUUGUAGAUCAAAUAUAUAUAUAUAUAUAUAUUGUAUGUAAUACAUGGAACGCACACCAUUCUGUAUUACAUAUAUAUACAUAUAUAUAUAUUAUUCAACUUAGCACACGAUGCUUCAUUUAUCUUUAUACUUAUUAGGAAAAAAAUGAUAUGGCAGUAUUAUGAAUAGAGAUAUUUCCUUGUUCCUCCCUUUUUUCUCUGUUUUAUUUAUCUCUAAAAACAAAUGUUCAUAGAGUAUAAAAUAGAACUGGUCCAAAAUGCGAUAGUGACAAAGUAACGGAUUUUUAUAAGAUAAGAAGAACGUACAGACUUACAUAAGUAUACUUAAAUUAUUUUUUUAACAAGCACUCGGAUGUUUUAAAAAAUUUAAUAGACCUUCCUAAGUUCAAUGUCGAAUAUAAGCGUGCUAUUACCAGGAAUGACGGGAGGGGAACCUUUUGCUCCGUACCUGUAAAAGAUUCAUCAUUUAAAUUCGUACGCACUUGCAUGUAACCCGGGAUAAACAAUGAAACAAGCCUCUUGUUUGAAUAACGAGAUAAAACGCGAUUUGAAAACAGGAAUUUGUAGGAAUAAAUAACAAUAUGAACAUUGACUUAGAACAAAAAUGAAAAAUUAAAUAAACUAUACAUACGCCAUA
Dinoponera quadriceps is the source of this 1624-nucleotide messenger RNA. RefSeq lists its product as uncharacterized. The transcript has 3 exons. NCBI's taxonomy places the organism in Eukaryota, Metazoa, Arthropoda, Insecta, Hymenoptera, Formicidae. The record is from RefSeq and is a predicted model, not a curated record. The coding region runs from base 84 to 506 and encodes 140 amino acids.